Messenger RNA from Cricetulus griseus (Chinese hamster), 916 nucleotides. Lineage: Eukaryota; Metazoa; Chordata; Mammalia; Rodentia; Cricetidae. The record is from RefSeq and is a predicted model, not a curated record.
GUAAAGUCCUGACUCCUACUCCUGCCUCUCCCACUGUGGUCCCUGGAGUUAUCCUCAGACAUGACCUCCUAAGCAGUAGCUGAUGCAGGAAGGACUGUGCAGGAGGGAAGUCCCUCCUCUGGGGCCUCUAGAGUCCGCUUCUUUUGGCCCAGAUGUGGCAAUGGAGGGCAAGGGAUCAAGGGACUUAUUACCCAAGGCAGGAUGGGCCACAUGCAGACGUCUACAAGAAGGAGCCGUGGGGCAGGAGCUCAUGUGCAGAACUGAUUUGUGUCUUGCUGAGUCCACUGCACAGUAAGUGACAGCCCUCCCCUAGUCAGAGCUCUGAUGUGGGGGACCCAGGGCCACCGAAUGUCUGUCCCUGUGUCCCACUGGGACAGAAGGACACUGUGCUCCUUCUCCAGUACGGGAAGGGUCUGAACUAAGCUGGGGCUCUUGCUUGUCUCUUGCAGUUCCUACAGGAUGAAACACCUCUCACUUCUCUUCCUCCUCUUCCCUGUCCCGGGCUUUCUGGACCCCAGCAGGUCACUGUGUUCCAUGGAUGAAGCCACUGACAAGAAGAUCAAGCAAAGCUUCAGAUCCCUACGUGAGGAGCCCUCACCCAACCUUGCUGAGGGCCUCCUCACAGGCUUUCCUCAUCCCUCAUGGGGCCACAGACUCACCCAGCUGCAAGUGUCAGAAGCAGUAAUGAACAUUGGCCUACGAUGCCGGACAGUCUCUUCCAGAGGGGGGUUGGCUUCCUGUCCAGAAGGCUUAGCAGUCACCAGCUGCUCCUGUGGCUUUGCUUGCGGUUCGUGGGAUGUUCGAGAGGGAACGACAUGUCACUGCCAAUGUGCAGGCAUAGAUUGGACAGCAGCCCGUUGCUGUGGCCUGGGGGUUGGUGCCUGAGGUCUUGAGAGUUGAGCUUGCCUGUCAUAUG